Molecule: messenger RNA, 1889 nt
Organism: Macadamia integrifolia
Lineage: Eukaryota; Viridiplantae; Streptophyta; Magnoliopsida; Proteales; Proteaceae
Product: RING-H2 finger protein ATL54-like
Exons: 1
Coding region: 301-1482 (393 amino acids)
Biological process (GO): protein ubiquitination
Molecular function (GO): transferase activity
Source: RefSeq, a predicted model, not a curated record
ACUCAACGGAAACAGCAGAAUAGGCAAGCCAGGCAGCGACCAGCUCUUCACUUCCAUAUCACCACUGGUCAACACUUCCUUCCCCAUUUAUGAUUCAUCUACCCCACCUUGAAGGUUGAAAUUUUGACAAAACUAGAAAGGAAGAACUGCGGAAUGGGAACGAAACUGAAGCUAUAGAAAAUUAAACCCUAACAUGGUCUCUUCGCGAAGGAGGAUCGAACCUACUCUCUAUUGCUCUGCUUCUUUAUCCCUUCAAUUUCAAACUUAAUCUAAUCUUCUCUCUCUCUCCCUGCUUCUUCCAUGGCGUAUUUUACAGUCCGUUGUAGCGAUAAUUUUGAAAACUGUACACCUCGUCCUUUUAUUCUUCCUAAUCCUCCUACUCCGGCUACCUUCGGUGGUGGAUCCGCCUCUCAGCAAUUCAACCCUCUUUGGAUCAUCGCCUUCGCUGUUCUUGGUGGAACUUUUCUUCUCCUUACCUAUUACGCGGUUAUUCUGAAGUACUUUUCGUGUUGGAAACGUUCGAGGGUAGUUCCACCCCAACCAGACGGUAGUGUCCUGGAAGAAUUUCUCGAUGAGGAUCAUGGCCCCGUGAUUGACCACCCCAUCUGGUUCAUCCGAACCGUGGGUCUUCCAGAAAAUAUCAUCAAUUCCAUCAACGUCUGCAAGUACCAGAAGGGAGAGGGAUUGGUUGAAGGGACUGAGUGCUCUGUUUGUCUCGGUGAGUUCCAAGAGGAUGAGACUCUGAGGCUACUACCCAAGUGUAGCCAUGCCUUCCAUCUCCCCUGUAUUGAUACUUGGCUCAGAUCCCAUACUAAUUGUCCUCUCUGUCGUGCCCCAAUCGUGUCUAACCCCGCUGGUGCUGAGAUUUUGUCGACUGUAACAGAGAUGAAUUCGAGCAAUUUGGGUACAAUUGACGAAACCCAAUCGGAGGAUUCAGCGAGAGAUGCUGGUUCAGGAAGCAAUCAGAGCGGCGAAGGUGGGGUGGGUGAAGCCAGAGUUGAGGCUGAAACUGGAUCAGAAUAUGAAGUUGACUUAAGGGUCGAUGAUGGAACCAUCGAUACUGAGGUUGAAAAGGGGGUUAUGACUGUUCUUUCGUCUCCUGCAAAUUCUGGCCUUCAUGUGCUCGGCAGAGUCUCGGAAGCUGUUCGUCAGGAGGAGGAAGGCAAGAUACAGCCUGUAAGAAGGUCUUUUUCGAUGGGUUCUUUGGCUGCCGCGAUGAUCUGUUUCUCUGUGGCUAAUAUUCCACGAUCAGAAUUGGAAGAAGGUAGUUCAUCAACCCAAGUCGUCCCAGUGAAGGAAUCCAACUCGGGACUCGUCAAGAGCCGAGGUGAAAGUACCACCAUAUUUAAGCUGAUGGGUAGUUCUUUCGGUCGGCAAGCUCUCAAGGCAGGACCCAUUGCCAUGAAAAGAUCAGUCUCAAGCGGUGGGAAGUCCUUGAUGUCUACAUAUGGCGGAGCCCAAAAUUCAAUUCUUCCCCUGUGAGCUCUUUUUCUCUUCUAUCCGACCUAUAUUUAGUUGCAGUGGGGAUGUCUGCAAGAACAUGAUAUCUCGGCUGCCCCCAACAAAUUGGGGUCCUCCCCUUGCUUUUUCUACAUACACAACAAAGUCAUAAGCUGAAGAACUGUACAUAAGCGGAAGGAAAAUGAAUCUGACAAUCAGAGUGAACUCUUGGUGGUACAAAGAAUUUUGGCGUUUUAUCUGAUGUUUUUAUUUCGUAAGGAGAACCAAGUUGAUUUGCCCAAGUAAUUGUGCCAUUUAUUUCUGUAUCUCCUUCAACAAAUAAAUUCCUGAUGUAAUUUUAUACAUUACAACUUAUGUGUGAAAUGCAUAAUUCAAGUGAAAGAUCUUACAAAAAAAAUUGUUAUAAUUUUAAUCUAUUUGGUUGGAAA